AUGGACCUGAUAGAGGAUCUUGAGACCCUGAAGUUUGAGUCCGGGAUUCAUGAGGAAGACCACAGCUGGCUGUAUUUGCUGGGCCGUUCUCAUGGCCUGAUGAUCAAGGCCUGUGCCCACGCAACCUUCUUCUGCAAGCUACUCCAUAAUUUGAGAAAAUCAGUACCGGAGAAGCGAACGUCUAAAUGUCACUUGACUGGCUUGUGUGAAGAAACUCAGGAUGACGACGCAUUAAAGGUGGGCAUCAUCGGAGGUGGCCACCUUGGGAAGCAACUGGCACGCACUCUGCUCCAGCUCGUCCCCGUCCCUGCUGAGAAUCUGCAGAUCUCCACUCGGAGGCCAGAGACCCUGGAUGAAUUCAAGAAACUGGGAAUCCAGUGCUUUUACCAGAACACUUCUCUGGUUGGAUGGGCCAAUGUGGUAUUCCUCUGCUGCCUGCCAUCUCAGCUGCCUAAUAUCUGCGUAGAAAUUCAAACCCGGCUUGGGAAAGACUGCAUUGUGUACAGCUUUGUCUCUGCCAUCCCAGUAUCCAGGUUGAAACUCCUACUGAAUCACACUAACAUCUUGCGGCCCCAGUAUCAGUGUGCUGAAGAUGUUGCCCACAUCUGGGGGGCCAAUGAGGAGAUCACCGCUGCUCUCCAAGACCCCGCGAUUCUUCAGGCCACCUGCCCCUACAGCCCUGCUGGGGGAAUAAGCCUCAACAUCAAGUGGCUGGAGGGGAUGUUCUAUGCACUCUUAAACUUCUGCACAGCAAAGGACAUGCCCCACUCACAAGUGCUGCAGCAUCUGAGCGAACUGUUCUCCUCCCAGCACCUCGAGGCCUGUAAGGAGGACAAAGCAGCGCCCUUAAAAUUUCAAGCCCAAGAUUUUGUCAGUAAGAUCUAUGCCAAGAACCUGUCUCAGAAACGGCCUUUCCCCUUGUUUGAUCUGACUACUGUGCAACUCAAGGAAACUCCCUUUAGCCAGUAUCUGUCAAACAGCACUACUUUUCAGGACCGCUUUAUACAUCUAUACUGUGACUCAUUUGGCAUCUCCCUAACCAAAGAACAAGAACCAGAGGUUUCCACGGGUUCUCCAUCCCAAUAA
Molecule: messenger RNA, 1086 nt
Organism: Rangifer tarandus platyrhynchus (Svalbard reindeer)
Lineage: Eukaryota; Metazoa; Chordata; Mammalia; Artiodactyla; Cervidae
Source: the annotation of a GenBank genome assembly